This is a messenger RNA of Colius striatus (speckled mousebird), 4379 nucleotides long. It is a transcript of the gene MIGA1, whose product is annotated as mitoguardin 1. The record is from RefSeq and is a predicted model, not a curated record. Lineage: Eukaryota; Metazoa; Chordata; Aves; Coliiformes; Coliidae. Gene Ontology annotation, biological process: mitochondrial fusion. Bases 586 to 2391 code for a protein of 601 amino acids. The transcript has 16 exons.
GCCGGCUUCGUGGCUUACAUCAGAGAUAUUGGCCCGGGCCGGUGCACUCCGUAGCCGAGAGGCUGCGGCACAGGAAGCGAGCGUUACCGAGAAGGCGUACGCCCUAGCCGCGGCCCUGCCGGCCCCUCCUCACGCCAACGGACGUCCACUGGCCGCGGCUGCGGCAACACCGUCCUCCAGGCGCGCCCCGCACAAAGAUGGCCGCGCGGAACGUCCCUCUCGAUCACGUGAGCGCUGCCCCGCACAAAGAUGGCAGCGCCAGGCUCUUUCCCCACUUUGCCCGGUUGGUCGCGGAAGGCUGCCCUGUGUAAAGAUGGCCGACGAGGGCUUCUAACCGAGCAGGUCACCCACACGUAGCUGCGACAGAGGCUGCCUUCUGGCCGACCUCGGCUGCUUCUCCCUGGCCCGGAAGCAGAUCCCCUGCGGGUCUCCUAGCAGCCGCCGGUGCGGGAAGGGAGGCGCCCGUGAGGGGCCGUGGCUGCUGGCCGUGGUGCCUGUCCCGGUGCUCGGCAGGGUAUUCCAGAGACCAUCUGUGACUGUUUUCAAGAUAGUUCCACUUAAUGAGGUUAUGGGAGAGAAGGAGCCAUGUCAGAAGAAGCUGUUACUGAGGCACGGUUUUCUCUGAAGACAGUAGCUUUACGGGUAUUUCAUCUUCCCCUUUCUUGGUAUUAUUCACUUAACCAGAUAAAGCUUUCCCCUGGGCUAAAGAAACUUUUCACAGUAACAGCAGUGAGUGCAAUAUCUCUUAUUUUUCUGGCCCAUCACUUUAAAAGAAGACGUGGAAAGAAAAACAAGAAAGUGCCACCAUGGGAACCAAGUAAUCUAGUGUUAGAGUGUACCAAAGCAGCUGCAUCAGAAAAAGGUUCUAGUUGUUCCAGUAGUCGGCAAAACUUGACUCUUUCUCUGAGCUCUGCCAAGGAAAAAGGAUCUCAGUCUUGUAUCUAUGCAAAUGGAGGACUUUUCAGUAAAUACUCUGGUUCGGUUCAAAGCCUGGCCUCGGUUCAGAGUGCCACCUCUUGUCACAGUUGUGCUUGUGGCAAUUCUAAUUCCUGGGAUAAAGCAGAUGAAGAUGAUAUUAAGCUUGUCAAUAUUCCAGUGACCACACCUGAAAAUUUGUAUUUGAUGGGUAUGGAGCUUUUUGAAGAAGCACUGCGGCGGUGGGAGCAGGCACUAACUUUCCGUAACAGGCAAGUUGAAGAUGAAGCAAGUUGUGGCUCCAUUAAGCUAGGAGCAGGAGAUGCAAUUGCGGAAGAAAGCAUAGAAGAUAUCAUUAGUGCUGAAUUCAUUCAUAAGCUUGAAUCCCUUCUUCAAAGAGCUUAUCGUCUUCAGGAAGAGUUUGAAGCCACCCUUGGGGCCUCUGAUCCUGCUUCUUUAGCUAAUGAUAUUGAUAAAAACACAGACAUUACCGUAAAGGAUAAUACUGAGGAUUUCUGCCUUCGAGAUACUUUAAGCAUUGCAUCAACGGACUCUUUUGUUUCCACAGCUGAGCUUACAGAGCCCAGAGAGGUUCAUCAUACAUAUGGUCUAGAUUCCCUUUGCCAUUGCCCCUUGUAUGAAGAAGCUAUGCACUUAGCAGAAGAAGGCAAAAUUUAUUCACGGGUCUUAAGGACUGAAAUGUUUGAGUGUCUAGGAGACAGUGACUUCCUUGCUAAGCUUCAUUGUAUUCGACAAGCUUUUCAGGUAAUUCUUUCAGAAACAGCAAACAGAGUAUUUCUUGCUGAAAGUGGAAGAAAAAUUUUGUCUGCUUUAAUUGUGAGAGCACGAAAGAACCCAAAGAAAUUUGAAGAUGUCUUUGAUGAAAUGAUACAUUUUUUGGAACAAACAGAUCACUGGGAUAAUACUGAAAUGGAACUUGCUGCUAGAGGAGUGAGAAACCUGAAUUUUUAUGACGUUGUUCUGGACUUCAUAUUAAUGGAUUCAUUUGAAGAUUUAGAAAAUCCACCAAUAUCUAUACAGAAUGUAGUAAAUAACCGCUGGCUAAAUUCCUCUUUUAAAGAAACGGCUGUGGCUUCAAGCUGUUGGUCAGUACUGAAGCAGAAGAGACAGCAAAUGAAGGUGCCUGAUGGAUUUUUUGCACAUUUCUAUGCUAUUUGUGAACAUAUCAGCCCUGUUUUGGCGUGGGGCUUUUUGGGCCCUAGAAAUUCCCUGUAUGACCUGUGCUGCUUCUUCAAGGAUCAAGUGCUUUUCUUCCUCAAAGACAUUUUUGAUUUUGAAAAGGUGAGAUACUCAACUAUGGAAAGUUUGGCUGAAGAUCUCAUGCAGUUGUUAAUCCGACACACUGAACUUUUAAUGGCCUAUCUUGGAGCAGAUUCGCUCAGACAUGUCAGUGCUUGCGUAAGUGGUCAUGGGCAUGUCAUGACCAGUGGGCUCUUAGAAGCAAAAGCACAGUAAGCUUAAAACCCAUGGCCCAUGAAACAGAGUGCACUUUGAGGUACUCCUUCCCACUGUUCCCUGUAACGCCGAAGCUGUCAUUGCCGGUACCAAGUGGGCAUCUGAAAAUGUAUCAUGUCGCUAAGUAUGGAAAAGGACUCAGGGAGGUUAAAUGUAUGUCUAUAGAAAGAACUGGUGAGCAAAUUAUUGUAUAUACCUAAAUUCAGUUUGCAGCUCAACUGUCACUGUAUUUAUACUUAAUGUAUCCCAAAGCUUUUUUCUGUAAUAUUUGGGUAAAGUUUCUUUAUGAAAUACUGUACUUUUGCACAGAUGAUUUGUAAGUGAAGCUGAUGGAGUCGUUUUCUUUAAAGGCUUAUCGUACAAAAUGUUCAUUACAGAGUCUCAUAAUCCUUGUGUGUCUAGAUCUAGAAGGUGUGUUUCGACUGGGGUAUAUGAAGUCUCUGAUUCAUGUGACACAUGCAAUAAAGUAAUCACACUCACAAUACUGUACAUGUUGCCACUGCCCUGAAAUUACAUUUGUAUGGGUGUACAUGGUUGUUUUGUGUUGCAGUGUACUAGAGUGAUGCAGCAGAUGCAGGCACCAUCGGGGCAAGAGUGACUUCCAGAAUGCUUUUUUUAACUUUAUUUUGGUUUAAAAUAUAUAAACACAAUGAAAGUGUUUGAGAGCACUUACUUAUAUAUUUAUAUUCACAAAGCUCUGCUGAGUUCACUAGUUAAUUUAAAACUUUUCCUUUUUCUAAAACUAUGAGUAGUUGAUAUGGUGGCAGUAACUAGUCUCACACCAUUCUCAGUUCAUCUGUAGCAUUUCAAAAUCUAUUUUUUAAUAAGGUUGUGUGAUGAGAUUUGUUAAUCAUGAAACAAAAUCAAAGGCAAUGUUUUACAAUUAAAAGCAUUUCUGUCUUCUUCCAUUCCCUGGAGGAAGUCAGGUGUCUAUUUAAGUGGAAACGUAAGCAAUUGUGGCCAUCCACCACAUGGGAUGCAAAACUGUGGCUCAGGAUGUUGAGCCCUGAGCUUUAGAGAGGAGCACAGCCCAGAGAGGAGGCAUGAGAGACCUUGCAGUAACGUUUUUUUCCAGUGCUAAAGGUAAUAAAUAGUGAUGAUCUGCAAUCUUUGAAUUUCUGUAAACUGAAGUGUUUCAUACUUAGCUUAGGCUCUUAAACUGCACUUUGAUAUGCUUUGCCACACCAAGCCAGCCCACAAAAAACUAUCCAGUGUCAAAUAACACAGAGUAAGUAAUUACAGAGUAAUUCUGAUUAUUCAGGUGCUUGAGAAGCCUGUUGUUAAAAUCUAGCAUGUUGAAACCAACUUUGAUUGGAAACAUCUCAACUUCUGUUGCAAACACAACCCCAAGUGCCGUCACUUGCAAAGGAGGGCCUGGGUAACUCUGUGAGGUUUACAGAAGCUGACAUUUUGCUCCUUUUGUUGUACUCAUUUGAGAAAAAUGCUGAAAAUGUGUCAUACAACUUGUGUGAAAUGCCAACUGAUUAUAGUUUGUUAAAACACACAAAGUAACUAUACAUCGACGUGUAAUAAAACAGAACUUCCAAAUGCUGCUGUUGGUCUGUUUCUACCAUUCAAGUUGCUGAACUUGACCCCAUGCUCCAUGCUAUACUUUUUUCUCCACAAAUUGUGUCUUCAGUAUGGGAAUGGGAAGUUUUUUCAGCCAUCUCACUUAGCUUAAGCAUACUUACCUGCUCAAAAGUAUCUGGGAUGUGGCAGCUUUUUACAAGUCUGUGAAUGAAAUUAUGUGGAAGAGCAAGGUGUCUUGUUGGGUUCAGGAGCAAUAGGAACAGCUGGAAAGAGAAGUAAGAGAGUAAAUGGCAUAUUCCACAGCAAAUGUACUGCCCUGAGAUUGCAGUGUGACAAAGGAAACUGCUGUGGUUUUCUGGUCUAAUAAAAUGAUAUAAAGGAAAUGAAACCUGAACAGUCAUCACAGGAAUGCACCUUUUCACAGAAGUGAAUGUAUAUUUGAGUGAUUGUCAUCUUAU